Messenger RNA from Eupeodes corollae, 37844 nucleotides. RefSeq lists its product as uncharacterized. NCBI's taxonomy places the organism in Eukaryota, Metazoa, Arthropoda, Insecta, Diptera, Syrphidae. The coding region runs from base 1 to 37374 and encodes 12457 amino acids. The record is from RefSeq and is a predicted model, not a curated record. The transcript has 15 exons. Gene Ontology annotation, biological process: signal transduction. Gene Ontology annotation, molecular function: protein binding.
AUGUUAGCGAGAAUUUCAGCUGGGGUUUCUAUCGAUGAGUCUACCUGUCGCGAAACGGGACACUCAACAAAAAUAUGCCAUACUGCACAACCUGUUGACCCCGACUUAACUGCAAAGUUAUUAGGGCGAGGUGUAGCUGUUUCACCAAUCGUAACCGUUGAGCCAAGGAGGCGAAAAUUCCAUAAAGCCAUUACUCUAAGCAUGCCUGCGCCUAAAGCCCAUAGCCAGGGAAUGAUCAAUCAAUAUUCUGGAAAUACACCAACUCUUCGAUUGCUGUGUUCGAUAACAGGUGGUGCUUCAAGAGCUCAAUGGGAAGACGUGACUGGAUCCACCCCGCUUACAUUUGUCAAUGAAUGUGUAUCAUUUACAACAACUGUUUCGGCCAGAUUUUGGUUAAUGGACUGUAGAAAUAUUUCAGAAGCAACAAAAAUGGCCACCGAUCUUUAUAGGGAAGUGAUACACGUCCCCUUCAUGGCCAGAUUUGUGGUAUUUGCAAAACGUGUCGAAUCCAAUGAAGCAAAACUUCGUGUAUUUUGCAUGACUGACGAUAGAGAAGAUAAGACUCUAGAAAAACAAGAACAAUUUACCGAAGUUGCUAGAAGUAGAGAUGUCGAAGUUCUUGAAGGCAAACCACAGUACAUAGAAAUGGCUGGAAAUUUAGUUCCUGUAACAAAAUCUGGAGAUCAAUUGCAGCUUAUGUUUAAGGCAUUCCGUGAAAAUCGUUUACCUUUCUCCGUUCGAGUGAAAGAUCAACAUGCUGAUAUUGUUGGUCGAACAUUAUUUAUGAAAGAGCCCAAGAUUGCGAAAGGCGAACCACCACAACAUCCUAUUUGUAUAUUGAAUAUAAUUCUUCCAGAAAUUGUGAUACCGGAUCAAAUUCAAACUAUUCAAGAUAAAUAUGAAGCAACUGAUAGUUCCAAAUAUCCUAAUAGUCACUAUGUUGGCGAUUUGAGAAUAGUUGACCUUUCGAAUCUUUUAGGAAAAGAUUAUAUACAAUUAGCACCCGAAAUUGGUAUAUCACAAUCUGAGAUAAAUGUGAUAGUUAAUAGAUAUCCGAAUAGUAUUGCCCGUCAGGCACAAGAUCUGAUUCGGCUUUUUAAAGAGAAACCACAUUUUGAUAUAAAUAUUUUGGUUUAUGCCUUGAAAACAAUAGGCAGGGAAGAUAUUCUUCAAAAGUGCAGACUUAGACAUGACGAACCGGAACCUGAAAAGGAAAUAAUGUCAAUCGAAUAUGGAAAAAGUUCGAGUAUACAACGAAUACAUGAUAGGGAAGAAAUUAAAUACUCCGCAGAAGAAAAAGAAGUAGAAGAGUCUGAAUCCGAUGAUGAAAAUCAAAAGAGAACUGUUGCUGAACGUCGUGAAAAAAUAGUCAAACGGCUAUCCAUUGAACGACAAAUACCUGCCUCAAGUCAAAAGAAGGAAAUUGUCCAAGAAAUAACAGAAAUAAAGCGAACAAGUUUAAUUGACGACAAGAAAGCCAUUCACGAAGAAGAAAUCAUGUUGCAAAUGUCAACGGAUAAUAUUAUUAAAACCGCACCGGAAAAUGUUGUUAAAAUGAAACUUAAUAAAUUUGAACCAAUUGAAACGUCCAAGGCAGACUUCGAACAAGAAGUUGUAUUCAAAUUUAAACCAGCCACAGCCACAGCCGCUGGAAAGAAGAUUGAAGAGAUUGAAAAAUCCGAUGUUGUUAGUUCCAAAAUUGUAUCAGAUAUUGAAGCCGUUGAAAAAGCUGAAAAAAUUACUACAAACGAACUUAUUCGAAAAUCGCUUCCACAAAAAAGAGACAGCUUAGAAACGAAAACUGAUUCACUGACUGAUACUUUGAAUAUUAAGGAAUUUAUUGAAGCUGAGUCUCAAAUAAAAGAAAUUGAAAUAAAGACUGUUAGCACUAGCAAAGUUCAGAAGGAGUUUGAAGCAUUUGCAGAGGAAAAGAAGAAAGAUAUUGUUGAGAAACCGUCGAAGACACUUACCGAAGAAGAGUUCUACAAGUCUAUUGAAGAGACAAUUACCAGGAAAUUAAGUGGUGCAAGUGUAGUUUUGGAUGACAAAACAAUAGCAUCAUCUGAUUUGCCGCACUCACGAACUCCACCACCAACUCCGAUAGAUAUUAAAUCUGAAGAUAAGUCUAAAGUAUACAAUGACUUAACUCCAUCACAAGAUAUUUCCGCUUUUACUCUUAAUGAAGAAGAAAAAUACGAGAGCGACGAACAAGACGAAAGUGAGCAAAUUGUUGUUUCAUCCAAAGAAGAUGCUAAUACCAAAUUGCAGGCUGAUAAAAUGAGACUGAGAGCUUCCAAUACAUCGCAAGAACAAUGCAUUACUGAAGUUUCAAGUGAAAGUCCAGGGGAAAGGCAUUACAGCACUACAUUUUCCGAAAUGGAUGUAUGUGAUCAACCCACCAAAGUACUACAAACGAGGCGAUUUAUCCAAAACGUCACUUCUAUCUACCAUCCAAGUGAUAAAACAAAAACCAUUGAUACUGAAGAACAAGAGAGCGUAUUUGAAGGUGUCAAGAAACUAGUCCGUCAAAUAGAGAACUCCGAAUCUUUCUCAAAGAGGAAGAGCCAAGAAAUCAAACCCGAUAUACUUUGUGAAAAUUCAAAUACAGUUAAAGAGGUAAUCGAAAAAAUUGAAGGCCAUUGCGUCGAAGCCAUUCCAUUCCAAACGAAAUAUUGUAAUGUUAGAGGCGAUCUGAACUUGAAGGCUGUUGAAGAUCAAAUUUGCACGGACUUUGAAAUUGAUGAAAUUGAUGAAUGUAAGCCUUUGGAAAAGGUCAUAGUUAUUCCUAAUGAAGAACAAGCGACUAACUUAGAGACUAUUGGUGAAGAAAUAUGUGAAAUUAAAUGCAUAAGAAAGAAUAUUCCAGUUUUAGCUGAAACAGCUGACUGCAUCCAAGUCCCACUAGGGUUUCCACAACAAGUCAGUCCCCAGGAAUUAAAGUUUCCUGUUAAAAGUGUUGCAGCUGAAUUUGAAAAAAUUGAGCUUCCAACGAAAGAUUACUUACAAAUCGAUAGUUUAAAAAAAUUUGCUUUCAAAAAUUCCGACGAACAUGAUGAAGAAGAAAUUGAUUCGAAAACGUAUUUCCCAUUGAAAACUAAAAAAAUAACCGAGGAUGAGUUAAAUUUUCCUUUAAAAUCCUCACACUCCACUCCCAUGGUGCUUAGACAAAACGUACAUUUCAAAGAAGAAUUUGUUAAAAUUAUCGAAGAAAGGGAAAUGCAAGUUUUAACUCCCGAAAAGCAGUUGCAUAGUUCUUCACCGAAGGAAACUCAUACUGUAGAUGUUUGUGGUAAAAGUAGCUUGAGCACAAAUCAAGAAAAACUAAAUGAUAAAGAAGAUAAAUCAAUUCAAGGACUUGAUGACGUGGGUAGAAAACUAAUAGACAACCAAAUUAAUAUUAGUCCAUCUGAAUCAGAAAAAUCUUAUGAUGUAGAUGAAUCAACUGAUUUCAUUCUUUCCGACAAAGAAAAGCCUUCAAAAACAUCAGUAAAAUCAGAAAUAAUUACAACUAAAACAUCCCCUAAAUCCCCAAAAAUAUUUAAAACAAACAUAAAAUCAGGUAUGUCAAGUCUAUCGAGUUCUGUAAUUGAAGAACACAUCCAGCCUUUGCUGGUUUUUAGUGGAAAUGUUCUAAAAUCAAGCGAUGAUGAUGAUUUAAAAACUCCUGACUCAGUUGAGGAAAUAUCAACCGAUCAAGAAUCAUUGCCAGAAAACAAUCAGCUGAUUUCCAAAACUCAUCUCGAAUUUGGGUUGUCUGCCACUAAAUUAGAUAAACCUCUUAAACUUGACGAAGGUAUACCUAAAAUAGCAGAAAGUAAAAUAACUGAGUUGAAAUCUCGUGAAGUCUCUCCAAUGUUCGACAGAGAGUUCGAAAAUAAUGCUUUUACCAAAAUAUCAUCAUUUAAGGACGAGGAGCAUGAGGCUUCUAAAGAUAUACAAGUUUGUAGGGAAGAAGAUAAGUUUUCUCAAGAAAAAAGUGAUGUUUUAUUUAAAAGAUCUAUUGCUAAAGAAGAACUAGAAGAACAUGUCAUUGAUAAAAAGGUUCUUAGAACCCAUGGCUCCAAAAUUUCCACAAAAGAAACAAUUGUUCAAUCUUUCUAUAUCUCGUCUUCCAAGAGCGAAAUAUCAAGCGAAAACGUAUACAAAACUGUUAAAUCCAGUCAAAUAGUUCAUUCCCCGAUUUCAGAUGAAGAAAAGGACGACAGAGAGAAACUUAAAUCUGAUCCUAUGAAUUGGUCAACCGAAGAAUUGGCUGAAUCAGAUUCCGAUAGAAGUGAAAUGAGUUUAGAUGACCAAACUGAUGUUUUAACAAUUUCAGACAUUUCAAAUGGUUUAAUAGAAGUUGAUGAUGUGAAAAUACCUAAUCUAAAACAUCAAGUUCUCAUUUCAAAUGACACCCCAGUAGAAUUUUCAAUAGAGCCCCGUUUAACUGUUUUAACCACAGAAGCAGGCGAAACAAUAAUUAAAACGAACCAGAUAGGAACAUCUUCAGGUUUUUCAGAUUAUGAUCAAAGUGAAACAAGUUUGGAUGAAGGAACCGAUGGUGAUGUUGCUUCUAUCCCAGACACUUUAAAACCUGUUAUGAAAGUUGAUGACUCUCACAAAACUAUAACACCUUUCCCUGAGAAAAUUGGUGAAAUCGUAGCAAAACAAGAUCUUACUCUCGGCGAAAGCCUUGUUCAAAUGCCUCCAAAGCCCCUUGAAAUUCAACCCAAGGAAGAAGCAAAGGUUGAAGAUUCUAUUGUUAGAGUAAGUUCCAAAACUGAAAAUUCUACUUUGGGAAUUGAGGUCUUACAAAAGGUUGAGAAACUAGAUAUUUUGAAAAAGUCACCAGAUAAAUCGGUUGUCCCUGAUUCUGUUCAAAGUGAAACAAGUUCAGAUGAAGAAACCGAUGGUGAUGUUGCUUCUAUCCCAGACACUUUAAAACCUGUUAUGAAAGUUGAUGACUCUCACAAAACUGUUACACCUUCCCAUGAGAAAAUUGAUGAAAUCGUAGCAAAACAAGAUCUUACUCUCGGCGAAAGCCUUGUUCAAAUGCCUCCAAAGCCCCUUGAAAUUCAACCCAAGGAAGAAGCAGAGGUUAAAGAUUCUAUUGUUCAAGAAAGUUCCAAAACCGAAAGUUCUACUUUGGGAAAUGAGUUCUUAGAAAAGGCUGAGAAAGAUACAAAGAAACUAGAUAUCUUAAAAAAGUCGCCAGAAAAAUCGGUUGUCCCUGAUUCUGUUCAAAGUGAAACAAGUUCAGAUGAAGAAACCGAUGGUGAUGUUGCUUCUAUCCCAGACACUUUAAAACCUGUUAUGAAAGUUGAUGACUCUCACAAAACUGUUACACCUUCCCAUGAGAAAAUUGAUGAAAUCGUAGCAAAACAAGAUCUUACUCGUGGCCAAAGCCUUGUUCAAAUGUCACCUAAGAUCUUUGAAAUUCACCCCAAGGAAGAAGCAAAGGUUGAAGAUUCUAUUGUUAAAGAAAGUUCCAAAACUGAAAGUUCUACUUUGGGAAUUGAGGGCUUAGAAAAGGCUGAGAAAGAUACACUGAAACUAGAUAUUUUGAAAAAGUCGCCAGAAAAAUCUGUUGUCCCUGAUUCUGUUCAAAGUGAAACAAGUUCAGCUGAAGAAACCGAUGGUGAUGUUGCUUCUAUCCCAGACACUUUAAAACCUGUUAUGAAAGUUGAUGACUCUCACAAAACUGUUACACUAUCCCAUGCGAAAAUUGAUGAAAUCGUAGCAAAACAAGAUCUUACUCUUGGCCAAAGCCUUGUUCAAAUUUCUCCAAAGCCCCUUGAAAUUCACCCCAUUGUUGAAGAUUCUAUUGUUAAAGUAAGUUCCAAAACUGAAAGUUCUACUUUGGGAAUUGAGGGCUUAGAAAAAGAUACAAAGAUACUAGAUAUUUUGAAAAAGUCACCAGAAAAAUCGGUUGUCCCUGAUUCUGUUCAAAGUGAAACAAGUUCAGAUGAAGAAACCGAUGGUGAUGUUGCUUCUAUCCCAGAUACUUUAAAACCUGUUAUGAAAGUCGAUGACUCUCACAAAACUGUUGCACCGUCCCAUGAGAAAAUUGAUGAAAUCGUAGCAAAACAAGAUCUUACUCUCGGCGAAAGCCUUGUUCAAAUUUCUCCAAAGCCCCUUGAAAUUCACACCAAGGAUGAAGCAGAGGUUGAAGAUUCUAUUGUUAAAGUAAGUUCCAAAACUGAAAGUUCUACUUUGGGAAUUGAGGGCUUUGAAAAGGCUGAGAAAGAUACACUGAAACAAGAUAUUUUGAAAGAGUCACCAGAAAAAUCGGUUGUCCCUGAUUCUGUUCAAAGUGAAACAAGUUCAGAUGAAGAAACCGAUGGUGAUGUUGCUUCUAUCCCAGACACAUUAAAACCUGUUAUGAAAGUUGAUGACUCUCACAAAACUGUAACACCUUCCGAUGAGAAAAUUGAAGAAAUCGUAGCAAAACCAGAUCUUACUCGUGGCCAAAGCCUUGUUCAAAUGUCACCUAAGAUCUUUGAAAUUCACCCCAAGGAAGAAGCAAAGGUUGAAGAUUCUAUUGUUAAAGAAAGUUCCAAAACUGAAAUUUCUACUUUGGGAAUUGAGGGCUUAGAAAAGGCUGAGAAAGAUACACUGAAAUUAGACAUUUUGAAAAAGUCGCCAGAAAAAUCUGUUGUCCCUGAUUCUGUUCAAAGUGAAACAAGUUCAGCUGAAGAAACCGAUGGUGAUGUUGCUUCUAUCCCAGACACUUUAAAACCUGUUAUGAAAGUUGAUGACUCUCACAAAACUGUUACACCUUCCCAUGAGAAAAUUGAUGAAAUCCUAGCAAAACAAGAUCUUACUCUUGGCCAAAGCCUUGUUCAAAUUUCUCCAAAGCCCCUUGAAAUUCACCCCAAGGAAGAAGCAAAGGUUGAAGAUUCUAUUGUUAAAGAAAGUUCCAAAACUGAAAGUUCUACUUUGGAAAUUGAGUUCUUAGGAAAGGCUGAGAAAGAUACAAAGAAACUAGAUAUUUUAAAAAAGUCGCCAGAAAAAUCGGUUGUCCCUGAUUUUGUUCAAAGUGAAACAAGUUCAGAUGAAGAAACCGAUGGUGAUGUUGCUUCUAUCCCAGAUACUUUAAAACCUGUUAUGAAAGUCGAUGACUCUCACAAAACUGUUGCACCGUCCCAUGAGAAAAUUGAUGAAAUCGUAGCAAAACAAGAUCUUACUUUCGGCGAAAGCCUUGUUCAAAUUUCUCCAAAGCCCCUUGAAAUUCACCCCAAGGAAGACGCAAAGGUUAAAGAUUCUAUUGUUAAAAAAAGUUCCAAAACUGAAAGUUCUACUUUUGGAAUUGAGGGCUUACAUAAGGUUGAAAAAGAUACACAGAAACUAGAUAUUUUGAAAAAGUCACCAGAAAAAUCGGUUGUCCCUGAUUCUGUUCAAUGUGAAACAAGUUCAGAUGAAGAAACCGAUGAUGAUGUUGCUUCUAUCCCAGACACAUUAAAACCUGUUAUGAAAGUUGAUGACUCUCACAAAACUGUUACACCUUCCCAUGAGAAAAUUGAUGAAAUCGUAGCAAAACAAGAUCUUACUCUCGGCGAAAGCCUUGUCCAAAUUUCUCCAAAGCCACUUGAAAUUCAACCCAAGGAAGAAGCAAAUGUUGAAGAUUCUAUUGUUCAAGAAAGUUCCAAAACUGAAAGUUCUACUUUGGAAAUUGAGGGCUUAGAAAAGGUUGAAAAAGAUACACUGAAACAAGAUAUUUUGAAAAAGUCGCCAGAAAAAUCAGUUGUCCCUGAUUCUGUUCAAAGUGAAACAAGUUCAGAUGAAGAAACCGAUGGUGAUGUUGCUUCUAUCCCAGACACAUUAAAACCUGUUAUGAAAGUUGAUGACUCUCACAAAACUGUUACACCUUCCCAUGUGAAAAUUGAUGAAAUCGUAGCAAAACAAGAUCUUACUCUCGGCGAGAGCCUUGUCCUAAUUUCUCCAAAGCCCCUUGAAAUUCACCCCAACGAAGACGGAGAGGUUAAAGAUUCUAUUGUUAAAGAAAGUUCCAAAACUGAAAGUUCUACUUUGGAAAUUGAGUUCUUAGAAAAGGCUGAGAAAGAUACAAAGAAACUAGGUAUCUUGAAAAAGUCGCCAGAAAAAUCAGUUGUGCCUGAUUCUGUUCAAAGUGAAACAAGUUUAGAUGAAGAAACCGAUGGUGAUGUUGCUUCUAUCCCAGACACAUUAAAACCUGUUAUGAAAGUUGAUGACUCUCACAAAACUGUAACACCUUCCCAUGAGAAAAUUGGUGAAAUCGUAGCAAAACAAGAUCUUACUCUCGGCGAAAGCCUUGUCCAAAUUUCUCCAAAGCCACUUGAAAUUCACCCCACGGAAGAAGCAAAGGUUGAAGAUUCUAUUGUUCAAGAAAGUUCCAAAACUGAAAGUUCUACUUUGGGAAUUGAGGGCUUAGGAAAGGCUGAGAAAGAUGCAAAGAAACUUGAUAUUAUGAAAAAGUCACCAGAAAAAUCGGUUGUCCCUGAUUCUGUUCAAAGUGAACCAAGUUCAGAUGAAGAAACCGAUGGUGAUGUUGCUUCUAUCCCAGACACUUUAAAACCUGUUAUGAAAGUUGAUGACUCUCACAAAACUGUAACACCUUCCCAUGAGAAAAUUGAUGAAAUCGUAGCAAAACCAGAUCUUAGUCUUGGCGAAAGCCUUGUUCAGAUUCCUCCAAAGUCCCUUGAAAUUCACCCCAGGGAUCAAGCAGAGGUUGAAGAUUCUAUUGUUCAAGAAAUUUCCAAAACUGAAAGUUCUAGUUUGAAAAUUGAAAGCUUACAAAAGGUUGAAAUAGACACACAGAAAAUAGAUAUUUUGAAAGAGUCACCAGAAAAAUCGGUUGUCCCUGAUUCUGUUCAAAGUGAAACAAGUUCAGAUGAAGAAACCGAUGGUGAUGUUGCUUCUAUCCCAGACACAUUAAAACCUGUUAUGAAAGUUGAUGACUCUCACAAAACUGUAACACCUUCCCAUGAGAAAAUUGGUGAAAUCGUAGCAAAACAAGAUCUUACUCUUGGGCAAAGCCUUGUCCAAAUGUCUCCAAAGUCCCUUGAAAUUCACCCCAGGGAUGAAGCAGAGGUUGAAGAUUCUAUUGUUCAAAAAAGUUCUAAAACUGAAAGUUCUAGUUUAAAAAUUGAGGGCUUACAAAAGGUUGAAAUAGAUUCACAGAAACUAGUUAUUAUGAAAAAGUCACCAGAAAAAUCGGUUGUCCCUGAUUCUGUUCAAAGUGAACCAAGUUCAGAUGAAGAAACCGAUGGUGAUGUUGCUUCUAUCCCAGACACUUUAAAACCUGUUAUGAAAGUUGAUGACUCUCACAAAACUGUAACACCUUCCCAUGAGAAAAUUGAUGAAAUCGUAGCAAAACCAGAUCUUACUCUUGGCCAAAGCCUUGUUCAAAUUUCUCCAAAGUCCCUUGAAAUUCACCCCAGCGAUGAAGAACAGGUUGAAGUUUCUAUUGUUAAAGAAAGUUAUAAAACUGAAAGUUCUACUUUGGGAAUUGAGGGCUUAGAAAAGGCUGAAAAAGAUACACAGAAACUAGAUAUUUUGAAAGAGUCACCAGAAAAAUCGGUUGUCCCUGAUUCUGUUCAAAGUGAAAAAAGUUCAGAUGAAGAAACCGAUGGUGAUGUUGCUUCUAUAACAGACACUUUAAAACCUGUUAUGAAAGUUGAUGACUCUCACAAAACUGUUACACCUUCCCAUGAGAAAAUUGAUGAAAUCCUAGCAAAACAAGAUCCUACUCUUGGCCAAAGCCUUGUUCAAAUUUCUCCGAAGCCCCUUGAAAUUCACCCCAAGGAAGAAGCAAAGGUUGAAGAUUCUAUUGUUAAAGAAAGUGCCAAAACUGAAAGUUCUACUUUGGAAAUUGAGGGCUUAGGAAAGGCUGAGAAAGAUGCAAAGAAACUUGAUAUUUUGAAAGAGUCGCCAGAAAAAUCGGUUGUCCCUGAUUCUGUUCAAAGUGAAACAAGUUCAGAUGAAGAAACCGAUGAUGAUGUUGCUCCUAUCCCAGACACUUUAAAACCUGUUAUGAAAGUUGAUGACUCUCACAAAACUGUUACACCUUCCGAUGAGAAAAUUGAUGAAAUCGUAGCAAAACAAGAUCUUACUCUUGGCCAAAGCCUUGUUCAAAUUUCUCCAAAGCCCCUUGAAAUUCACCCCAAGGAAGAAGCAAAGGUUGAAGAUUCUAUUGUUCAAGAAAGUUCCAAAACUGAAAGUUCUACUUUGGAAAUUGAGGGCUUAGGAAAGGCUGAGCAAGAUACAAAGAAACUAGAUACUUUAAAAAAGUCGCCAGAAAAAUCGGUUGUCCCUGAUUCUGUUCAAAGUGAAAAAAGUUCAGAUGGAGAAACCGAUGGUGAUGUUGCUCCUAUCCCAGACACUUUAAAACCUGUUAUGAAAGUUGAUGACUCUCACAAAACUGUUACACCUUCACAUGAGAAAAUUGAUGAAAUCGUAGCAAAACAAGAUCUUACUCUCGGCGAAAGCCUUGUUCAAAUUUCUCCAAAGCCCCUUGAAAUUCACACCAAGGAUGAAGCAGAAGUUGAAGAUUCUAUUGUUAAAGUAAGUUCCAAAACUGAAAGUUCUACUUUGAGAAUUGAGGGCUUAGAAAAGGCUGAGAAAGAUACACUGAAACAAGAUAUUUUGAAAGAGUCACCAGAAAAAUCGGUUGUCCCUGAUUCUGUUCAAAGUGAAACAAGUUCAGAUGAAGAAACCGAUGGUGAUGUUGCUCCUAUCCCAGACACUUUAAAACCUGUUAUGAAAGUUGAUGACUCUCACAAAACUGUUACACCUUCCCACGAGAAAUUUGAUGAAAUCGUAGCAAAACAAGAUCUUACUCUUGGCGAAAGCCUUGUUCAAAUUUCUCCAAAGUUCCUUGAAAUUCACCCCAGGGAUGAAGCAGAGGUUGAAGAUUCUAUUGUUCAAAAAAUUUCUAAAACUGAAAGUUCUAGUUUAAAAAUUGAGGGCUUACAAAAGGUUGAAAUAGAUUCACAGAAACUAGAUAUUUUGAAAAAGUCACCAGAAAAAUCGGUUGUCCCUGAUUCUGUUCAAAGUGAACCAAGCUCAGAUGAAGAAACCGAUGGUGAUGUUGCUUCUAUCCCAGACACUUUAAAACCUGUUAUGAAAGUUGAUGACUCUCACAAAACUGUAACAACUUCCCAUGAGAAAAUUGAUGAAAUCGUAGCAAAACAAGAUCUUACUCUUGGCCAAAGCCUUGUUCAAAUUUCUCCAAAGUCCCUUGAAAUUCACCCCAGGGAUGAAGAACAGGUUGAAGUUUCUAUUGUUAAAGAAAGUUAUAAAACUGAAAGUUCUACUUUGGGAAUUGAGGGCUUAGAAAAGGCUGAAAAAGAUACACAGAAACUAGAUAUUUUGAAAAAGUCACCAGAAAAAUCGGUUGUCCCUGAUUCUGUUCAAAGUGAACCAAGUUCAGAUGAAGAAACCGAUGGUGAUGUUGCUUCUAUCCCAGACACUUUAAAACCUGUUAUGAAAGUUGAUGACUCUCACAAAACUGUAACACCUUCCCAUGAGAAAAUUGAUGAAAUCGUACCAAAACAAGAUCUUACUCUCGGCGAAAGCCUUGUCCAAAUUCCUCCAAAGCCCCUUGAAAUUCACACCAAGGAUGAAGCAGGGGCUGAAGAUUCUAUUGUUAAAGGAAGUUCCAAAACUGAAAGUUCUACUUUGGGAAUUGAGGGCUUAGAAAAAGAUACAAAGAUACUAGAUAUUUUGAAAAAGUCACCAGAAAAAUCGGUUGUCCCUGAUUCUAAUCAAAGUGAAACAAGUUCAGAUGAAGAAACCGAUGAUGAUGUUGCUCCUAUCCCAGACACUUUAAAAGCUGUUAUGAAAGUUGAUGACUCUCACAAAACUGUUACACCUUCCCAUGAGAAAAUUGAUGAAAUCCUAGCAAAACAAGAUCUUACUCUUGGCCAAAGCCUUGUUCAAAUUUCUCCAAAGCCCCUUGAAAUUCACCCAAAGGAAGAAGCAAAGGUUGAAGAUUCUAUUGUUCAAGAAAGUUCCAAAACUGAAAGUUCUACUUUGGAAAUUGAGGGCUUAGGAAAGGCUGAGAAAGAUACAAAGAAACUAGAUACUUUAAAAAAGUCGCCAGAAAAAUCGGUUGUCCCUGAUUCUGUUCAAAGUGAAACAAGUUCAGAUGAAGAAACCGAUGGUGAUGUUGCUCCUAUCCCAGAUACUUUAAAACCUGUUAAGAAAGUUGAUGACUCUCACAAAACUGUUACACCUUCCCAUGAGAAAAUUGAUGAAAUCGUAGCAAAACAAGAUCUUUCUCUUGGCCAAAGCCUUGUUCAAAUUUCUCCAAAGCCCCUUGAAAUUCACCCCAAGGAAGAAGCAAAGGUUGAAGAUUCUAUUGUUAAAGCAAGUUCCAAAACUGAAAGUUCUACUUUGGGAAUUGAGGGCUUAGAAAAGGCUGAGAAAGAUACACUGAAACAAGAUAUUUUGAAAGAGUCACCAGAAAAAUCGGUUGUCCCUGAUUCUGUUCAAAGUGAAACAAGUUCAGAUGAAGAAACCGAUGAUGAUGUUGCUUCUAUCCCAGACACUUUAAAACCUGUUAUGAAAGUUGAUGACUCUCACAAAACUGUUACACCUUCCGAUGAGAAAAUUGAUGAAAUCGUAGCAAAACAAGAUCUUACUCUUGGCCAAAGCCUUGUUCAAAUUUCUCCAAAGCCCCUUGAAAUUCACCCCAGGGAUGAAGCAGAGGUUGAAGAUUCUAUUGUUAAAGUAAGUUCCAAAACUGAAAGUUCUACUUUGAGAAUUGAGGGCUUAGAAAAGGCUGAGAAAGAUACACUGAAACAAGAUAUUUUGAAAGAGUCACCAGAAAAAUCGGUUGUCCCUGAUUCUGUUCAAAGUGAACCAAGUUCAGAUGAAGAAACCGAUGGUGAUGUUGCUCCUAUCCCAGACACUUUAAAACCUGUUAUGAAAGUUGAUGACUCUCACAAAACUGUUACACUUUCCCAUGAGAAAAUUGAUGAAAUCGUAGCAAAACAAGAUCUUACUCUUGGCCAAAGCAUUGUUCAAAUUUCUCCAAAGCCCCUUGAAAUUCACCCCAAGGAAGAAGCAAAGGUUGAAGAUUCUAUUGUUAAAGAAAGUUCCAAAACGGAAAGUUCUACUUUGGAAAUUGAGGGCUUAGGAAAGGCUGAGAAAGAUGCAAAGAAACUUGAUAUUUUGAAAAAGUCGCCAGAAAAAUCGGUUGUCCCUGAUUCUGUUCAAAGUGAAACAAGUUCAGAUGAAGAAACCGAUGGUGAUGUUGCUUCUAUCCCAGACACUUUAAAACCUGUUAUGAAAGUUGAUGACUCUCACAAAACUGUUACACCUUCCCAUGAGAAAAUUGAUGAAAUCGUAGCAAAACAAGAUCUUACUCUCGGCGAAAGCCUUGUUCAAAUUUCUCCAAAGCCCCUUGAAAUUCACACCAAGGAUGAAGCAGAGGUUGAAGAUUCUAUUGUUAAAGCUGAGAAAGAUACACUGAAACAAGAUAUUUUGAAAGAGUCACCAGAAAAAUCGGUUGUCCCUGAUUCUGUUCAAAGUGAAACAAGUUCAGAUGAAGAAACCGAUGGUGAUGUUGCUUCUAUCCCAGACACAUUAAAACCUGUUAUGAAAGUUGAUGACUCUCACAAAACUGUUACACCUUCCCAUGAGAAAAUUGAUGAAAUCGUAGCAAAACAAGAUCUUACUCUUGGCCAAAGCCUUGUUCAAAUUUCUCCAAAGCCCCUUGAAAUUCACCCCAAGGAAGAAGCAAAGGUUGAAGAUUCUAUUGUUAAAGAAAGUGCCAAAACUGAAAGUUCUACUUUGGAAAUUGAGGGCUUAGGAAAGGCUGAGAAAGAUGCAAAGAAACUUGAUAUUUUGAAAAAGUCGCCAGAAAAAUCGGUUGUCCCUGAUUCUGUUCAAAGUGAAACAAGUUCAGAUGAAGAAACCGGUGGUGAUGUUGCUCCUAUCCCAGACACUUUAAAACCUGUUAUGAAAGUUGAUGACUCUCACAAAACUGUUACACCUUCCGAUGAGAAAAUUGAUGAAAUCGUAGCAAAACAAGAUCUUACUCUUGGCGAAAGCCUUGUUCAAAUUUCCCCAAAGUCCCUUGAAAUUCACCCCAGGGAUGAAGAACAGGUUGAAGUUUCUAUUGUUAAAGAAAGUUAUAAAACUGAAAGUUCUACUUUGGGAAUUGAGGGCUUAGAAAAGGCUGAAAAAGAUACACAGAAACUAGAUAUUUUGAAAAAGUCACCAGAAAAAUCGGUUGUCCCUGAUUCUGUUCAAAGAGAACCAAGUUCAGAUGAAGAAACCGAUGGUGAUGUUGCUUCUAUCCCAGACACUUUAAAACCUGUUAUGAAAGUUGAUGACUCUCACAAAACUGUAACACCUUCCCAUGAGAAAAUUGAUGAAAUCGUAGCAAAACAAGAUCUUACUCUUGGCGAAAGCCUUGUCCAAAUUCCUCCAAAGCCCCUUGAAAUUCACACCAAGGAUGAAGCAGGGGCUGAAGAUUCUAUUAUUAAAGGAAGUUCCAAAACUGAAAGUUCUACUUUGGGAAUUGAGGGCUUAGAAAAAGAUACAAAGAUACUAGAUAUUUUGAAAAAGUCACCAGAAAAAUCGGUUGUCCCUGAUUCUAAUCAAAGUGAAACAAGUUCAGAUGAAGAAACCGAUGAUGAUGUUGCUCCUAUCCCAGACACUUUAAAACCUGUUAUGAAAGUUGAUGACUCUCACAAAACUGUUACACCUUCCCAUGAGAAAAUUGAUGAAAUCCUAGCAAAACAAGAUCUUACUCUUGGCCAAAGCCUUGUUCAAAUUUCUCCAAAGCCCCUUGAAAUUCACCCAAAGGAAGAAGCAAAGGUUGAAGAUUCUAUUGUUCAAGAAAGUUCCAAAACUGAAAGUUCUACUUUGGAAAUUGAGGGCUUAGGAAAGGCUGAGAAAGAUACAAAGAAACUAGAUACUUUAAAAAAGUCGCCAGAAAAAUCGGUUGUCCCUGAUUCUGUUCACAGUGAAACAAGUUCAGAUGAAGAAACCGAUGGUGAUGUUGCUCCUAUCCCAGAUACUUUAAAACCUGUUAUGAAAGUUGAUGACUCUCACAAAACUGUUACACCUUCCCAUGAGAAAAUUGAUGAAAUCGUAGCAAAACAAGAUCUUUCUCUUGGCCAAAGCCUUGUUCAAAUUUCUCCAAAGCCCCUUGAAAUUCACACCAAGGAAGAAGCAAAGGUUGAAGAUUCUAUUGUUAAAGCAAGUUCCAAAACUGAAAGUUCUACUUUGGGAAUUGAGGGCUUAGAAAAGGCUGAGAAAGAUACACUGAAACAAGAUAUUUUGAAAGAGUCACCAGAAAAAUCGGUUGUCCCUGAUUCUGUUCAAAGUGAAACAAGUUCAGAUGAAGAAACCGAUGAUGAUGUUGCUUCUAUCCCAGACACUUUAAAACCUGUUAUGAAAGUUGAUGACUCUCACAAAACUGUUACACCUUCCGAUGAGAAAAUUGAUGAAAUCGUAGCAAAACAAGAUCUUACUCUUGGCCAAAGCCUUGUUCAAAUUUCUCCAAAGUUCCUUGAAAUUCACCCCAGGGAUGAAGCAGAGGUUGAAGAUUCUAUUGUUAAAGUAAGUUCCAAAACUGAAAGUUCUACUUUGAGAAUUGAGGGCUUAGAAAAGGCUGAGAAAGAUACACUGAAACAAGAUAUUUUGAAAGAGUCACCAGAAAAAUCGGUUGUCCCUGAUUCUGUUCAAAGUGAACCAAGUUCAGAUGAAGAAACCGAUGGUGAUGUUGCUCCUAUCCCAGACACUUUAAAACCUGUUAUGAAAGUUGAUGACUCUCACAAAACUGUUACACUUUCCCAUGAGAAAAUUGAUGAAAUCGUAGCAAAACAAGAUCUUACUCUUGGCCAAAGCAUUGUUCAAAUUUCUCCAAAGCCCCUUGAAAUUCACCCCAAGGAAGAAGCAAAGGUUGAAGAUUCUAUUGUUAAAGAAAGUUCCAAAACGGAAAGUUCUACUUUGGAAAUUGAGGGCUUAGGAAAGGCUGAGAAAGAUGCAAAGAAACUUGAUAUUUUGAAAAAGUCGCCAGAAAAAUCGGUUGUCCCUGAUUCUGUUCAAAGUGAAACAAGUUCAGAUGAAGAAACCGAUGGUGAUGUUGCUUCUAUCCCAGACACUUUAAAACCUGUUAUGAAAGUUGAUGACUCUCACAAAACUGUUACACCUUCCCAUGAGAAAAUUGAUGAAAUCGUAGCAAAACAAGAUCUUACUCUCGGCGAAAGCCUUGUUCAAAUUUCUCCAAAGCCCCUUGAAAUUCACACCAAGGAUGAAGCAGAGGUUGAAGAUUCUAUUGUUAAAGUAAGUUCCAAAACUGAAAGUUCUACUUUGGGAAUUGAGGGCUUUGAAAAGGCUGAGAAAGAUACACUGAAACAAGAUAUUUUGAAAGAGUCACCAGAAAAAUCGGUUGUCCCUGAUUCUGUUCAAAGUGAAACAAGUUCAGAUGAAGAAACCGAUGGUGAUGUUGCUUCUAUCCCAGACACAUUAAAACCUGUUAUGAAAGUUGAUGACUCUCACAAAACUGUUACACCUUCCCAUGAGAAAAUUGAUGAAAUCGUAGCAAAACAAGAUCUUACUCUUGGCCAAAGCCUUGUUCAAAUUUCUCCAAAGCCCCUUGAAAUUCACCCCAAGGAAGAAGCAAAGGUUGAAGAUUCUAUUGUUAAAGAAAGUGCCAAAACUGAAAGUUCUACUUUGGAAAUUGAGGGCUUAGGAAAGGCUGAGAAAGAUGCAAAGAAACUUGAUAUUUUGAAAAAGUCGCCAGAAAAAUCGGUUGUCCCUGAUUCUGUUCAAAGUGAAACAAGUUCAGAUGAAGAAACCGGUGGUGAUGUUGCUCCUAUCCCAGACACUUUAAAACCUGUUAUGAAAGUUGAUGACUCUCACAAAACUGUUACACCUUCCGAUGAGAAAAUUGAUGAAAUCGUAGCAAAACAAGAUCUUACUCUUGGCCAAAGCCUUGUUCAAAUUUCUCCAAAACCCUUUGAAAUUUACCCCAAGGAAGAAGCAAAGGUUGAAGAUUCUAUUGUUAAAGAAAGUUCCAAAACGGAAAGUUCUACUUUGGAAAUUGAGGGCUUAGGAAAGGCUGAGAAAGAUGCAAAUAAACUUGAUAUUUUGAAAAAGUCGCCAGAAAAAUCGGUUGUCCCUGAUUCUGUUCAAAGUGAAACAAGUCCAAAUGAAGAAACCGAUAGUGAUGUUGCUCCUAUCCCAGACACUUUAAAACCUGUUAUGAAAGUUGAUGACUCUCACAAAACUGUUACACCUUCCCAUGAGAAAAUUGAUGAAAUCGUAGCAAAACAAGAUCUUACUCUCGGCGAAAGCCUUGUUCAAAUUUCACCUAAGCCCCUUGAAAUUCACCCCAGGGAUGAAGCAGAGGUUGAAGAUUCUAUUGUUAAAGAAAGUUCCAAAACUGAAAGUUCUACUUUGGGAAUUGAGGGCUUACAUAAGGUUGAAAAAGAUACAAAGAAACUAGAUAUUUUGAAAGAGUCACCAGAAAAAUCGGUUGUCCCUGAUUCUGUUCAAAGUGAAACAAGUUCAGAUGAAGAAACCGAUGGUGAUGUUGCUUCUAUCCCAGACACUUUAAAACCUGUUAAGAAAGUUGAUGACUCUCACAAAACUGUUGCACCGUCCCAUGAGAAAAUUGAUGAAAUCGUAGCAAAAGAAGAUCUAACUCUUGGCGAAAUCUUUGUUAAAGUUUCUAUAAAGCCCCUAAAAAUUCACCCCAAGGAAGAAGCAAAUGGUGAAGAUUCUAUUGCUAAAGAAAGUUCCAAAACUGAAAGUUUUACUUUGGGAAUUGAGGGCUUAGAAAAGGCUGAGAAAGGUACAAAGAAACUAGAUAUUUUGAAAAAGUCGCCAAAAAAAUUGGUUGUUCCUGAUUCUGUUCAAAGUGAAACAAUUGUAUCAAAACAAGAUCUUACUCUCGGCGAAAGCCUUGUUCAAAUUUCUCCAAAGCCCCUUGAAAUUCACCCCAAGGAAGAAGCAAAGGUUGAAGAUUCUAUUGUUAAAGAAAGUUCCAAAACUGAUAGUUCUACUUUGGAAAUUGAGUUCUUACAAAAGGCUGAGAAAGAUACACUGAAACAAGAUAUUUUGAAAAAGUCGCCAGAAAAAUCAGUUGUAACUGAUUCUGUUCAAAGUGAAACAAGUUCAGAUGAAGAAACCGAUGGUGAUGUUGCUUCUAUUCCAGACACUUUAAAACCUGUUAUGAAAGUUGAUGACUCUCACAAAACUGUUACACCUUCCCAUGAGAAAAUUGAUGAAAUCGUAGCAAAACAAGAUCUUACUCUAGGCGAAAGCCUUGUCCAAAUUUCUCCAAAGCCACUUGAAAUUCACCCCAAGGAAGAAGCAAAGGUUGAAGAUUCUAUUGUUAAAGAAAGGUCCAAAACUGAAAGUUCUACUUUGGGAAUUGAGGGCUUAGAAAAAGCUGAGAAAGAUACGAAGAAACCAGAUAUUUUGAAAAAGUCGCCAGAAAAAUCGGUUGUCCCUGAUUCUGUUCAAAGUGAAACAAGUUCAGAUGAAGAAACCGAUGGUGAUGUUGCUUCUAUCCCAGAUACUUUAAAACCUGUUAUGAAAGUUGAUGACUCUCACAAAACUGUUACACCUUCCCAUAAGAAAAUUGAUGAAAUCGUAGUAAAACAAGAUCUUACUUUUGGCGAAAGCCUUGUUCAAAUUUCUCCAAAGCCCCUUGAAAUUCACACCAAGGAAGACGCAGAGGUUAAAGAUUCUAUUGUUAAAGAAAGUUCCAAAACUGAAAAUUCUACUUUGGGAAUUGAGGGCUUACAUAAGGUUGAAAUAGAUACACAGAAACUAGAUAUUUUGAAAGAGUCACCAGAAAAAUCGGUUGUCCCUGAUUCUGUUCAAAGUGAAACAAGUUCAGAUGAAGAAACCGAUGGUGAUGUUGCUUCUAUCCCAGAUACUUUAAAACCUGUUAUGAAAGUCGAUGACUCUCACAAAACUGUUACACCUUCCCUUGAGAAAAUUGAUGAAAUCGUAGCAAAACAAGAUCUUACUCUCGGCGAAAGCCUUGUUCAAAUUUCUCCACCUUUUCAUGAGAAAAUUGAUGAAAUCGUAGCAAAACAAGAUCUUACUCUUGGCGAAAGCCUUGUUCAAAUUUCUAUAAAGCCAAUAAAAAUUCACCCCAAGGAAGAAGCAAAUGUUGAAGAUUCUAUAGUUAAAGAAAGUUCCAAAACUGAAAGUUCUACUUUGGGAAUUGAGGGCUUAGAAAAGGCUGAGAAAGAUACGAAGAAACUAGAUAUUUUGAAAAAGUCGCCAGAAAAAUCAGUUGUCCCUGAUUCUGUUCAAAGUGAAACAAGUUCAGAUGAAGAAACCGAUGGUGAUGUUGCUUCUAUCCCAGACUCAUUAAAACCUGUUAUGAAAGUUGAUGACUCUCACAAAACUGUUACACCUUCCCAAGAGAAAAUUGAUGAAAUCGUAGCAAAACAAGAUCCUACUCUCGGCGAAAACCUUGUUCAAAUUUCUCCAAAGCCCCUUGAAAUUCACCCCAAGGAAGAAGCAAAGGUUGAAGAUUCUAUUGUUAAAGAAAGGUGCAAAACUGAAAGUUCUACUUUGGGAAUUGAGGGCUUAGAAAAGGCUGAGAAAGGUACAAAGAAACUAGAUAUUUUGAAAAAGUCGCCAAAAAAAUUGGUUGUCCCUGAUUCUGUUCAAAGUGAAACAAUUGUAUCAAAACAAGAUCUUACUCUCGGCGAAAGCCUUGUUCAAAUUUCUCCAAAGCCCCUUGAAAUUCACCCCAAGGAAGAAGCAAAGGUUGAAGAUUCUAUUGUUAAAGAAAGUUCCAAAACUGAAAGUUCUACUUUGGAAAUUGAGUUCUUACAAAAGGCUGAGAAAGAUACACUGAAACAAGAUAUUUUGAAAAAGUCGCCAGAAAAAUCGGUUGUAACUGAUUCUGUUCAAAGUGAAACAAGUUCAGAUGAAGAAACCGAUGGUGAUGUUGCUUCUAUUCCAGACACUUUAAAACCUGUUAUGAAAGUUGAUGACUCUCACAAAACUGUUACACCUUCCCAUGAGAAAAUUGAUGAAAUCGUAGCAAAACAAGAUCUUACUCUCGGCGAAAGCCUUGUCCAAAUUUCUCCAAAGCCACUUGAAAUUCACCCCAAGGAAGAAGCAAAGGUUGAAGAUUCUAUUGUUAAAGAAAGGUCCAAAACUGAAAGUUCUACUUUGGGAAUUGAGGGCUUAGAAAAGGCUGAGAAAGAUACGAAGAAACCAGAUAUUUUGAAAAAGUCGCCAGAAAAAUCGGUUGUCCCUGAUUCUGUUCAAAGUGAAACAAGUUCAGAUGAAGAAACCGAUGGUGAUGUUGCUUCUAUCCCAGACACUUUAAAACCUGUUAUGAAAGUUGAUGACUCUCACAAAACUUCCCAUAAGAAAAUUGAUGAAAUCGUAGCAAAACAAGAUCUUACUCUCGGCGAGAGCCUUGUUCAAUUUUCUCCAAAGCCCCUUGAAAUUCACCCCAAGGAAGAAGCAAAGGUUGAAGAUUCUAUUGUUAAAGAAAGUUCCAAAACUGAAAGUUCUACUUAUGGAAUUGAGGGCUUAGAAAAGGCUGAGAAAGAUACAAAGAAACUAGAUAUUUUGAAAGAGUCGCCAGAAAAAUCGGUUGUCCCUGAUUCUGUUCAAAGUGAAACAAGUUCAGAUGAAGAAACCGAUGGUGAUGUUGCUUCUAUCCCAGACACUUUAAAACCUGUUAUGAAAGUUGAUGACUCUCACAAAACUGUAACACCUUCCUAUGAUAAAAUUGAUGAAAUCUUAGCAAAACAAGAUCUUACUCUUGGCGAAAGCCUUGUUCAAAUUUCUCCAAAGUCCCUUGAAAUUCACCCCAGGGAUGAAGCAGUGGUUGAAGAUUCUAUUGUUCAAGAAAGUUCUAAAACUGAAAGUUCUAGUUUAAAAAUUAAGGGCUUACAAAAGGUUGAAAUAGUUACACAGAAACAAGAUAUUUUGAAAAAGUCACCAGAAAAAUCGGUUGUCCCUGAUUCUGUUCAAAGUGAAACAAGUUCAGAUGAAGAAACCGAUGGUGAUGUUGCUUCUAUCCCAGACUCAUUAAAACCUGUUAUGAAAGUUGAUGACUCUCACAAAACUGUUACACCUUCCCAUGAGAAAAUUGAUGAAAUCGUAGCAAAACAAGAUCCUACUCUCGACGAAAACCUUGUUCAAAUUUCUCCAAAGCCCCUUGAAAUUCACCCCAAGGAAGAAGCAAAGGUUGAAGAUUCUAUUGUUAAAGAAAGUUCCAAAACUGAUAGUUCUACUUUGGAAAUUGAGUUCUUAAAAAAGGCUGAGAAAGAUACACUGAAACAAGAUAUUUUGAAAAAGUCGCCAGAAAAAUCGGUUGUAACUGAUUCUGUUCAAAGUGAAACAAGUUCAGAUGAAGAAACCGAUGGUGAUGUUGCUUCUAUCGCAGAUACUUUAAAACCUGUUAUGAAAGUCGAUGACUCUCACAAAACUGUUACACCUUCCCUUGAGAAAAUUGAUGAAAUCGUAGCAAAACAAGAUCUUAUUCUCGGCGAAAGCCUUGUUCAAAUUUCUCCACCUUCUCAUGAGAAAAUUGAUGAAAUCGUAGCAAAACAAGAUCUUACUCUUGGCGAGAGCCUUGUUCAAAUUUCUCCAAAGCUCCUUGAAAUUCACCCCAAGGAAGAAGCAAAGGUUGAAGAUUCUAUUGUUAAAGAAAGUGCCAAAACUGAAAGUUCUACUUUGGGAAUUGAAGGCUUACAAAAUGUUGAAAAAGAUACAAAGAAACAAGAUAUUUUGAUAAAGUCGCCAGAAAAAUCGGUUGUCCCUGAUUCUGUUCAAAGUGAAACAAGUUCAGAUGAAGAAACCGAUGGUGAUGUUGCUUCUAACCCAGACAUUUUAAAACCUGUUAUGAAAGUUGAUGACUCUCACAAAACUGUAACACCUUCCUAUGAUAAAAUUGAUGAAAUCCUAGCAAAACAAGAUCUUACUCUUGGCGAAAGCCUUGUUCAAAUUUCUCCAAAGUCCCUUGAAAUUCACCCCAGGGAUGAAGCAGUGGUUGAAGAUUCUAUUGUUCAAGAAAGUUCUAAAACUGAAAGUUCUAGUUUAAAAAUUAAGGGCUUACAAAAGGUUGAAAUAGUUACACAGAAACAAGAUAUUUUGAAAAAGUCACCAGAAAAAUCGGUUGUCCCUGAUUCUGUUCAAAGUGAAACAAGUUCAGAUGAAGAAACCGAUGGUGAUGUUGCUUCUAUCCCAGACUCAUUAAAACCUGUUAUGAAAGUUGAUGACUCUCACAAAACUGUUACACCUUCCCAUGAGAAAAUUGAUGAAAUCGUAGCAAAAGAAGAUCUUACUCUUGGCGAAAGCCUUGUUCAAAUGUCUCCAAAGACCAUUGAAGCAGAGGUUGAAGAUUCUUUUGUUAUAGUAAGGUCCAAAACUGAAAGUUCUACUUUGGGAAUUGAGGGCUUACAAAAGGUUGAGCAAGAUACACAGAAAAUAGAUAUUUUGAAAGAGUCACCAGAAAAAUCGGUUGUCCCUGAUUCUGUUCAAAGUGAAACAAGUUCAGAUGAAGAAACCGAUGGUGAUGUUGCUUCUAUCCCAGACACUUUAAAACCUGUUAUGAAAGUUGGUGACUCUCACAAAACUGUUACACCUUCCCAAGAGAAAAUUGAUGAAAUCGUAGCAAAACAAGAUCCUACUCUCGGCGAAAACCUUGUUCAAAUUUCUCCAAAGCCCCUUGAAAUUCACCCUAAGGAAGAAGCAAAGGUUGAAGAUUCUAUUGUUAAAGAAAGGUGCAAAACUGAAAGUUCUACUUUGGGAAUUGAGGGCUUAGAAAAGGCUGAGAAAGAUACACUGAAACAAGAUAUUUUGAAAAAGUCGCCAGAAAAAUCGGUUGUAACUGAUUCUGUUAAAAGUGAAACAAGUUCAGAUGAAGAAACCGAUGGUGAUGUUGAUUCUAUCCCAGACACUUUAAAACCUGUUAUGAAAGUUGAUGACUCUCACAAAACUGUUACACCUUCCGAUGAGAAAAUUGGUGAAAUCGUAGCAAAACAAGAUCUUACUCUCGGCGAGAGCCUUGUUCAAAUUUCUCCAAAGCCCCUUGAAAUUCACCCCAAGGAAGAAGCAAAGGUUGAAGAUUCUACAGUUAAAGAAAGUGCCAAAACUGAAAGUUUUACUUUGGGAAUUGAGGGCUUAGAAAAGGCUGCGAAUGAUGCACAGAAACUAGAUAUUUUGAAAAAGUCGCCAGAAAAAUUGGUUGUCCCUGAUUCUGUUCAAAGUGAAACAAGUUCAGAUGAAGAAACCGAUGGUGAUGUUGCUUCUAUCCCAGACACUUUAAAACCUGUUAUGAAAGUUGAUGACUCUCACAAAACUUCCCAUAAGAAAAUUGAUGAAAUCGUAGCAAAACAAGAUCUUACUCUUGGCGAAAGCCUUGUUCAAUUUUCUCCAAAGCCCCUUGAAAUUCACCCCAAGGAAGAAGCAAAGGUUGAAGAUUCUAUUGUUAAAGAAAGUUCCAAAACUGAUAGUUCUACUUUGGAAAUUGAGUUCUUACAAAAGGCUGAGAAAGAUACACUGAAACAAGAUAUUUUGAAAGAGUCGCCAGAAAAAUCUGUUCUCCCUGAUUCUGUUCAUAGUGAAACAAGUUCAGAUGAAGAAACCGAUGGUGAUGUUGCUUCUACAGACACUUCAAAAACUUUUAUGAAAGUUGAUGACUCUCACAAAACUGUUACACCUUCCCAUGAGAAAAUUGAUCAAAUCGUAGCAAAACAAGAUCCUACUCUCGGCGAAAACCUUGUUCAAAUUUCUCCAAAGCCCCUUGAAAUUCACCCUAAGGAAGAAGCAAAGGUUGAAGGUUCUAUUGUUAAAGAAAGGUCCAAAACUGAAAGUUCUACUUUGGGAAUUGAGGGCUUAGAAAAGGCUGAGGAAGAUACACUGAAACAAGAUAUUUUGAAAAAGUCGCCAGAAAAAUCGGUUGUAACUGAUUCUGUUCAAAGUGAAACAAGUUCAGAUGAAGAAACCGAUGGUGAUGUUGCUUCUAUCGCAGAUACUUUAAAACCUGUUAUGAAAGUCGAUGACUCUCACAAAACUGUUACACCUUCCCUUGAGAAAAUUGAUGAAAUCGUAGCAAAACAAGAUCUUAUUCUCGGCGAAAGCCUUGUUCAAAUUUCUCCACCUUCUCAUGAGAAAAUUGAUGAAAUCGUAGUAAAACAAGAUCUUACUCUUGGCGAGAGCCUUGUUCAAAUUUCUCCAAAGCUCCUUGAAAUUCACCCCAAGGAAGAAGCAAAGGUUGAAGAUUCUAUUGUUAAAGAAAGUUCCAAAACUGAAAGUUCUACUUUGGGAAUUGAAGGCUUACAAAAUGUUGAAAAAGAUACAAAGAAACAAGAUAUUUUGAUAAAGUCGCCAGAAAAAUCGGUUGUCCCUGAUUCUGUUCAAAGUGAAACAAGUUCAGAUGAAGAAACCGAUGGUGAUGUUGCUUCUAACCCAGACAUUUUAAAACCUGUUAUGAAAGUUGAUGACUCUCACAAAACUGUAACACCUUCCUAUGAUAAAAUUGAUGAAAUCCUAGCAAAACAAGAUCUUACUCUUGGCGAAAGCCUUGUUCAAAUUUCUCCAAAGUCCCUUGAAAUUCACCCCAGGGAUGAAGCAGUGGUUGAAGAUUCUAUUGUUCAAGAAAGUUCUAAAACUGAAAGUUCUAGUUUAAAAAUUAAGGGCUUACAAAAGGUUGAAAUAGUUACACAGAAACAAGAUAUUUUGAAAAAGUCACCAGAAAAAUCGGUUGUCCCUGAUUCUGUUCAAAGUGAACCAAGUUCAGAUGAAGAAACCGAUGGUGAUGUUGCUUCUAACCCAGACACAUUAAAACCUGUUAUGAAAGUUGAUGACUCUCACAAAACUGUUACACCUUCCCAUGAGAAAAUUGAUGAAAUCGUAGCAAAACAAGAUCUUACUCUUGGCGAAAGACUUGUUCAAAUUUCUCCAAAGCUCCUUGAAAUUCACCCCAAGGAAGAAGCAAAGGUUGAAGAUUCUAUUGUUGAAGAAAGUGCCAAAACUGAAAGUUCUACUUUGGGAAUUGAGGGCUUAGAAAAGGCUGAGAAAGAUACGAAGAAACUAGAUAUUUUGAAAAAGUCGCCAGAAAAAUCAGUUGUCCCUGAUUCUGUUCAAAGUGAAACAAGUUCAGAUGAAGAAACCGAUGGUGAUGUUGCUUCUAUCCCAGACUCAUUAAAACCUGUUAUGAAAGUUGAUGACUCUCACAAAACUGUUACACCUUCCCAUGAGAAAAUUGAUGAAAUCGUAGCAAAAGAAGAUCUUACUCUUGGCGAAAGCCUUGUUCAAAUGUCUCCAAAGACCAUUGAAGCAGAGGUUGAAGAUUCUUUUGUUAUAGUAAGGUCCAAAACUGAAAGUUCUACUUUGGGAAUUGAGGGCUUACAAAAGGUUGAGCAAGAUACACAGAAAAUAGAUAUUUUGAAAGAGUCACCAGAAAAAUCGGUUGUCCCUGAUUCUGUUCAAAGUGAAACAAGUUCAGAUGAAGAAACCGAUGGUGAUGUUGCUUCUAUCCCAGACACUUUAAAACCUGUUAUGAAAGUUGGUGACUCUCACAAAACUGUUACACCUUCCCAAGAGAAAAUUGAUGAAAUCGUAGCAAAACAAGAUCCUACUCUCGGCGAAAACCUUGUUCAAAUUUCUCCAAAGCCCCUUGAAAUUCACCCUAAGGAAGAAGCAAAGGUUGAAGAUUCUAUUGUUAAAGAAAGGUGCAAAACUGAAAGUUCUACUUUGGGAAUUGAGGGCUUAGAAAAGGCUGAGAAAGAUACACUGAAACAAGAUAUUUUGAAAAAGUCGCCAGAAAAAUCGGUUGUAACUGAUUCUGUUAAAAGUGAAACAAGUUCAGAUGAAGAAACCGAUGGUGAUGUUGAUUCUAUCCCAGACACUUUAAAACCUGUUAUGAAAGUUGAUGACUCUCACAAAACUGUUACACCUUCCGAUGAGAAAAUUGGUGAAAUCGUAGCAAAACAAGAUCUUACUCUCGGCGAGAGCCUUGUUCAAAUUUCUCCAAAGCCCCUUGAAAUUCACCCCAAGGAAGAAGCAAAGGUUGAAGAUUCUACAGUUAAAGAAAGUGCCAAAACUGAAAGUUUUACUUUGGGAAUUGAGGGCUUAGAAAAGGCUGCGAAUGAUGCACAGAAACUAGAUAUUUUGAAAAAGUCGCCAGAAAAAUUGGUUGUCCCUGAUUCUGUUCAAAGUGAAACAAGUUCAGAUGAAGAAACCGAUGGUGAUGUUGCUUCUAUCCCAGACACUUUAAAACCUGUUAUGAAAGUUGAUGACUCUCACAAAACUUCCCAUAAGAAAAUUGAUGAAAUCGUAGCAAAACAAAAUCUUACUCUUGGCGAAAGCCUUGUUCAAAUUUCUCCAAAGCCCCUUGAAAUUCACCCCAAGGAAGAAGCAAAGGUUGAAGAUUCUAUUGUUAAAGAAAGUUCCAAAACUGAUAGUUCUACUUUGGAAAUUGAGUUCUUACAAAAGGCUGAGAAAGAUACACUGAAACAAGAUAUUUUGAAAGAGUCGCCAGAAAAAUCUGUUCUCCCUGAUUCUGUUCAUAGUGAAACAAGUUCAGAUGAAGAAACCGAUGGUGAUGUUGCUUCUACAGACACUUCAAAAACUUUUAUGAAAGUUGAUGACUCUCACAAAACUGUUACACCUUCCCAUGAGAAAAUUGAUCAAAUCGUAGCAAAACAAGAUCCUACUCUCGGCGAAAACCUUGUUCAAAUUUCUCCAAAGCCCCUUGAAAUUCACCCUAAGGAAGAAGCAAAGGUUGAAGGUUCUAUUGUUAAAGAAAGGUCCAAAACUGAAAGUUCUACUUUGGGAAUUGAGGGCUUAGAAAAGGCUGAGAAAGAUACACUGAAACAAGAUAUUUUGAAAAAGUCGCCAGAAAAAUCGGUUGUAACUGAUUCUGUUCAAAGUGAAACAAGUUCAGAUGAAGAAACCGAUGGUGAUGUUGCUUCUAUCCCAGACACUUUAAAACCUGUUAUGAAAGUUGAUGACUCUCACAAAACUGUUACACCUUCCGAUGAGAAAAUUGGUGAAAUCGUAGCAAAACAAGAUCUUACUCUCGGCGAGAGCCUUGUUCAAAUUUCUCCAAAGCCCCUUGAAAUUCACCCCAAGGAAGAAGCAAAGGUUGAAGAUUCUACUGUUAAAGAAAGUGCCAAAACUGAAAGUUUUACUUUGGGAAUUGAGGGCUUAGAAAAGGCUGCGAAUGAUGCACAGAAACUAGAUAUUUUGAAAAAGUCGCCAGAAAAAUUGGUUGUCCCUGAUUCUGUUCAAAGUGAAACAAGUUCAGAUGAAGAAACCGAUGGUGAUGUUGCUUCUAUCCCAGACACUUUAAAACCUGUUAUGAAAGUUGAUGACUCUCACAAAACUUCCCAUAAGAAAAUUGAUGAAAUCGUAGCAAAACAAGAUCUUACUAUCGGCGAGAGCCUUGUUCAAUUUUCUCCAAAGCCCCUUGAAAUUCACCCCAAGGAAGAAGCAAAGGUUGAAGAUUCUAUUGUUAAAGAAAGUGCCAAAACUGAAAGUUCUACUUAUGGAAUUGAGGGCUUAGAAAAGGCUGAGAAAGAUACAAAGAAACUAGAUAUUUUGAAAGAGUCACCAGAAAAAUCGGUUGUCCCUGAUUCUGUUCAAAGUGAAACAAGUUCAGAUGAAGAAACCGAUGGUGAUGUUGAUUCUAUCCCAGACACUUUAAAACCUGUUAUGAAAGUUGAUGACUCUCACAAAACUUCCCAUAAGAAAAUUGAUGAAAUCGUAGCAAAACAAGAUCUUACUCUCGGCGAGAGCCUUGUUCAAUUUUCUCCAAAGCCCCUUGAAAUUCACCCCAAGGAAGAAGCAAAGGUUGAAGAUUCUAUUGUUAAAGAAAGUGCCAAAACUGAAAGUUCUACUUAUGGAAUUGAGGGCUUAGAAAAGGCUGAGAAAGAUAUAAAGAAACUAGAUAUUUUGAAAGAGUCGCCAGAAAAAUCGGUUGUCCCUGAUUCUGUUCAAAGUGAAACAAGUUCAGAUGAAGAAACCGAUGGUGAUGUUGCUUUUAUCCCAGACACUUUAAAACCUGUUAUGAAAGUUGAUGACUCUCACAAAACUUCCCAUAAGAAAAUUGAUGAAAUCGUAGCAAAACAAGAUCUUACUAUCGGCGAGAGCCUUGUUCAAUUUUCUCCAAAGCCCCUUGAAAUUCACCCCAAGGAAGAAGCAAAGGUUGAAGAUUCUAUUGUUAAAGAAAGUUCCAAAACUGAAAGUUCUACUUAUGGAAUUGAGUGCUUAGAAAAGGCUGAGAAAGAUGCACAGAAACUAGAUAUUUUGAAAGAGUCGCCAGAAAAAUCGGUUGUCCCUGAUUCUGUUCAAAGUGAAACAAGUUCAGAUGAAGAAACCGAUGGUGAUGUUGCUUCUAUCCCAGACACUUUAAAACCUGUUAUGAAAGUUGAUGACUCUCACAAAACUGUAACACCUUCCUAUGAUAAAAUUGAUGAAAUCUUAGCAAAACAAGAUCUUACUCUUGGCGAAAGCCUUGUUCAAAUUUCUCCAAAGUCCCUUGAAAUUCACCCCAGGGAUGAAGCAGUGGUUGAAGAUUCUAUUGUUCAAGAAAGUUCUAAAACUGAAAGUUCUAGUUUAAAAAUUAAGGGCUUACAAAAGGUUGAAAUAGUUACACAGAAACAAGAUAUUUUGAAAAAGUCACCAGAAAAAUCGGUUGUCCCUGAUUCUGUUCAAAGUGAAACAAGUUCAGAUGAAGAAACCGAUGGUGAUGUUGCUUCUAUCCCAGACACUAUAAAACCUGUUAUGAAAGUUGAUGACUCUCACAAAACUGUUACACCUUCCCAAGAGAAAAUUGAUGCAAUCGUAGCAAAACACGAUCUUACUCUCGGCGAAAGCCUUGUUCAAAUUUCUCCAAAGCCCCUUGAAAUUCACCCCAAGAAAGAAGGAAAGGUUGAAGAUUCUAUUGUUAAAGAAAGUUCCAAAACUGAUAGUUCUACUUUGGAAAUUGAGUUCUUACAAAAGGCUGAGAAAGAUACACUGAAACAAGAUAUUUUGAAAGAGUCGCCAGAAAAAUCGGUUGUAACUGAUUCUGUUCAAAGUGAAACAAGUUCAGAUGAAGAAACCGAUGGUGAUGUUGCUUCUAUCCCAGACACUUUAAAACCUGUUAUGAAAGUUGAUGACUCUCACAAAACUGUUACACCUUCCGAUGAGAAAAUUGGUGAAAUCGUAGCAAAACAAGAUCUUACUCUCGGCGAGAGCCUUGUUCAAAUUUCUCCAAAGCCCCUUGAAAUUCACCCCAAGGAAGAAGCAAAGGUUGAUGAUUCUAUUGUUAAAGAAAGUUCCAAAACUGAAAGUUCUACUUUGGGAAUUAAGGGCUUUGGAAAGGCUGAGCAACUAGAUAUUUUGAAAAAGUUGCCAGAAAAAUCAGUUGUCCCUGAUUCUGUUCAAAUUGAAACGAGAUCAGACCAAGAUACUUAUGUUUGUGUGGCUUCUGUCCCAGACACUUUUAAAUCUUUUGAUGACUCUCACAAAUCUUCUGACGAUAAAACUGAUGAAAUCGCAACAGAACAAAAUCUCACUUUUGUCGAAAGUUAUGUUCAAAUAUCUCAAAAGCCCCUUCGGAGUUAUCCCCAAGAUGUAUCCUUUAGAAACUUUAGUAACGUUCAGGAUCUUACUUUGAUUAGCAAAGAUAAGGAUGCUGCUGCUCAUAGAAUUCUUUCUCUUGAAGGUAGCAAGUUUAAGGCAACAGUUGAUGAUGACAAGCUUUCGUUUGAAUUCCUUCCAAAAUCAGACAGUUCUGUUGUUAGUAAAGAUGGCUCAAAAGAGAUUCAAGUACCUAUGAUUCCAGAGUAUGAAAAAACAUCCAUCCCAGACCCAUCACAAUUCGAUAGUAAAGAUUACGUUUCUCAAAAGGUUGUAUCACAGUUUGAAAAGAUUAGUAAGGAAGAGUUAUUAUCAAAUGAAAUGUUAUUCUCUGAUGAUAUUUUAAUUAAUUCUCAAGAGGUAUAUUCAACCCCUAGUAAAAAUGAAACUGAAAGUAAAGACAUUGGUAGUAAAGCUUUGACUCCCAAGUCAGAUGGUGAAGUUUCUGCAAAUAUUGAAGAAUAUAAACAUAAAGAUUUUCCUGCAAUUGGAAAAGAUCAUACAAUUAUACCCGAUACAACAAAAUCUAAGAAACUUCCCUUAAUGCACUUACCUCUAUCUUUGAGAAGAACUUCUUCUUCAGACCAUCCAAAAGAUAAUAGUACUAAGGAAAGUCAAUAUUCUUCUCUGUGUUAUAAAUCUGACUCUUCCAACAGUAUUGAUAGCUUAGAAGCGGAAAACGUUGAAACUGGCAGUAAGAACCAGACGAAAGACAAGUCCCGGGUACCUUUGAGUUAUUUCGUUGAAUUAAAUGCAGAAAAGAGCAAUAUUAGGAAAAAUAAACUUAAACCUGUUGUUAAACCUCCCAAAGAAAAUGUUCGCACUCAAGUUUUGCGGGACUCAAGACCCAAAAAGUCUGAUGAAAAACCACUUAAAAUUAAGCCAGAUAAGAAAUCAAUAAAGCCUACUAAUAUAAAAAUCAAAGACACAGACAUGGUUCCCAUAGAAAAGCAUAGACCUAAAACACCAUCGUCGAGACCUGUUACUUCGAAAAAAAUUGUAGAUAAACCCCGCAACCCAGAAAAACUUAUCAACAAAGAUAACUUAGUCGAGAGCAAAAAGUUGAGUGUUAAGUCUACAACCACUACUCGAACUGAAAACAAAACUGUUACUAAUUUGAAGCAAUCUACCUCAAAACAAAGCUCCUCCCUGCACAGUUACAUGCGUCCCACUCUUUCACAUAAUUUAAAGUCUGGGGUCUACGAAAAAGUUGAUGUGUCCGGAGCUAUUAACAAGAAAGCACUUAGAACCACUAGAGAAAGCUCUUCUGAAUCUUUGAGCAUGGUUUCUGUCAAACUGAGACCUCCUGUGGGACAAACUAAGAAAAAUAUAAGUGUCACCGAUAAGAGCAUCAGUGGUAGCAAAAAGGACCUAAGCAUGGUUCCAAAACCAAAGCAAGAUAUUACUAAAAAGAAACCCCUUGAGAAAAACGUUUCUGGAAUUAAUUCGAAACUAAGUUCUUUCGACAACAAACUUAAUAAAUAUGAAAAGAAGCGUAUACCGACCUCAAUACCAAGUGAAGCUGUCAAAAAGGCAUCUCUUACUCGAAAUACUCUUCAAAAAUCCAACACUAUCAUCAAAGAAACUAAAAAAUCAACCGACAAUUUUAAAGAAACUAAAAAAACUAUACAAAGCGUUUAUUCGAAAAAGGAAACUCAAAAAACCAUUCAACCUCAGUCUAAAAUUCAGAAACCCACAAAUAGCCAAACAAAUGACCAAAAAACUGUGGUAAAAAAGAAUGUUUCCAAAGUUAAAAAAGAACACAACAAGACAGGUAGUAAUCAAAUACAAACAAAUAAGAGUGAAGUGAAGAAAUCAACUCCAAAAUCUAGAACUAUUCAAAGUGAUUCCAAUAAGUCUAAAGCAAGUCCAAUUUCAACACCAAAAGUCAUAAAGGACAAGUUGAACAAAAAUUUGAAGAUCGUGCAAAGCAACAUACCUAGACAAGUUCAGAAAACAAAUACUACAGCAAAAGUCGCGGAUACUAAGUCCGCCACCGCCGCCGCAAAAGAACUGGAAUAUGACAACUUUUCAAGUCAAUCAAACGGAAAGCAAAUGGUGACGAGUGAAGUAUUUACGAAAACCUUUGGCAGUAAGCCACUCGAAGUUAUCUUCCAAAAACCUACAUUCACUGAUGUAGAUGCUAUUUUGGAGAGAAAAAACAGCGAUUGCCGAAACAAUGAAUUCGAAGUCAGCUUUAUAGAUACAACUGAUUCGAGCCUAUCCGAUUCAGUAGCAUUGUCGAUAUUUACCGUCGAUCAUGAUAGCAGACUUCAUAUAAUCAGUCCUGGCUCUCCUAAGCCUACCAAAGAUCCAUUGCUUUUAAUGGAGGAAGAAAUAGAAAAACGACAUCUCAAUGUUUGCAUAGAUGAGAACGGAAUUGUUUCGUUUAAGGACAUAGAUACGUUCAGCAAAUUUAAGGAUAACAAAGAUGAGCUUCCAAUUUUUUCUCAAGACACUGAAGCUAAAGAAACAAUAAAGGCAGUUAAUUAUGAAGAUGAUAAAACAGAACAACAACAACAACACAUCGAUGAUAUUAAAUCCCCUGAAGAACAUGAAAUGAAUAUUAUCCGUGAGGAAGCUUCGAUACUUAUAAAAAACGUCCUAGAAGAGAGUGUUAAUAUUGUAAACAAUAGACAACAAAUUUUAACAGAUUCAGAACUAGAAAGCCAAAACUAUCUAAAUUCCAAAAAGGAAAUGUCCAUAUCCGAAGGCAGUCCAACUGAAUCAAUGUCUAAAAUUUUAAACGAUGGUGACAAUGUUAAUGGCCUUUCGAUUAGUGAGAAUAAUUAUACAUUUGUAAUGCAGAAGUCUGAAACAAUAUCAACAGGCACGACAGUACUACCACCAUCCUCAUCCGACAGCCUUAAGGAAUACAGAGUAGAGAAAAAGUUUCAAAAACUUUCCUCCCAGGUCGAAAACAUCGAUAAAAACGUCGAAAGUUUCGAUCAAACAUUUGAUUCUAUUGUUCAUGAAGAUGAAAUUAGUAGCCUCCAUCAAGACUUUUCAAAAAUCAGUUGGAACGAAAGUAUAUCUGCGACUACAAGUACCAUAGCAGACAUUGAGCAAAGCACACCAGAUACUGAUAUUCAGGACUUUCUCACAGACACAGGAGGAGAAAACAUCCAACGCGAUAUCAGUGAGGAAAUGCCGCUCGAAAUGAAUGUCUUGGAACUAGACAGUACCCCGCGUCCAACACCACGUAAAUGUCUGACAAGCUCCGAACAAACUGCCGCAGAAAUACCAUCCGAAGAACUCAAAGAAAAGGAAUAUCCAAGCAAAGAUAUACCAAUACCACAACCUAGGCAGAAAUUUAUAACAGAACCCACAAGAGAUGCCUUAAGUAAAAACAUAGAUCAAUUGGUAGUUGAAGAUUCAAAUAAAUUAGUUCAAGAAACAAAGGAAGAAGUUUCUGUUGAACUGGACAUUCUUUCGGAACAAGAAGACCAGUCCUCCAUAAAUGCAACAGAAGCCAAUAGUAAGAAACAGGAGCUAAGUUUGGUCUAUGAUAAUGAAGAUCAGUCGCUCACAGAUACAGAAAACCUUCCUGUCGAAAACAUCACUAUUCAAAACGGAGAGAGUCUACAUUCUUUGAAUCAAAUAGAUCCUUCUAUUUCUUGCGAAUCAGCCCCUCUCGAAGAGGAAUAUGGAUUCACCACAUCAUCAAAAAUGUCCUUAUCACCGAUUCAUGCACAAUUAGAUGAUGUUUUCCCAUCCGAUCGCAUAGAGCCAACUUUGGAAUUUGUAGAGGACUACCAUUUAACUGCAUUGGAACCUUCUGUAACUAAAAGUUUUAAAAGGUCACCUAGUUUAUCGGAUUCCCUCACCAAACUGAUAAAUGUGGAUUCAUUCGAGGAUGAUAAGUCUGAGAAGAGUGGGGAAAAAGAUAGCAACGAGGCGCAAACAAGUUUUUACAUCGGAGAAUCGAGUACCAAUAUUAUAGUUAAAUCAAGAUCCUCUCAAUAUGAUGAUGAUGGAGAAAGUGGUGGAGAAAGUCUUUUGAAGGACGGUGAUGAUGCCCAAGAGACAGAUGAUGUGGAAGACACUUUUGCCGAAGAAAUUUCGCAUGGUCAAUCAAAGUCAGGAACUGAAUACAGCCCAUCACUAGUUGUCCGUCAAGGAUCGGAAACACGUAAUGAUAUAUUAGAAAUUGAAAAUGAACAGCAAAGAUCAGUCCUCGAUGAUACAAAUCGAUCUGAAUUGCCGGUUGAUACUGAGGAACCAGCAUCAGCUUCUGAAGUCAAGGACUCCUCUUUACUUGACGAAGCUGUCCUGGAUCCAACCAAAGAUCUUGAAGAGUCACAGACACAUGGUACAGAAACUCAGGCACAAUCUAAAGCCGCCAAAUUGGAUCUUUUGUUGGACAAGAGUGAGCUUGAGCUGUCCGAAAAGCGUACCCUACCAGCUGUAAGCAAACCCACUGACUCGAUUGUGGAGACUUCAUCAAAGACCGAUGCGCACUUACCUGAUAAACUUUUAGUAGAACGCACAUUGGAAGAAGUUGAAAUGUCAUUAGAUGCAGCAAAAGAGGAGCUCAUUCAAGUUGUCCGAGAUGGAAAAGCUAUAAAAGAGUCACCGUCUGAAUUUGAAUUCAAGAAUAUUUCCCACUCAAAGCUCCAUAUGGACGAGGGAGAUGAUAAGUGCGAAAGUCUAAUAGCUCCAACAGUGCUAGAUGAUAUUCAAGAAACCAGCGAUUUAUUGGAAGACCAUGAGAGCAAUGAUAAAAAAGAUAACAUUGAAAACGCUUCGAAUAUUGAAAGUUCAGAAACUGUUGCUGAACCAACAGAUCAAAAUGUUGAUAAGCCUUUAAGUCCCGUAAACAAUAGGUGGUCCUUACAUGAUCUGGAUACUUCAAGCUCAAGUGAAAGCUACUACAAAAGUGUGAGCAGACCGUGCUCUUCUGACUUUGACACUGUUCAGACAUUCCAUACCUCUUCGGAAUAUCAAACAGCAGUAGAUGCAUCGAUGUGCAGGGGAUCAACGGAAUAUAUAAGCGCAAUGGGUACUCUGGAAAGCAGUGGAAAAACCAUAAGUUCUCGUGAAAGUAUGAAAAGUUUGAGCUCUGAGGCUUCCGGAAAUUUGGGAAGCAUUGAUACAUCAGAGUUAUCCGAAACAUUAGUUGCAUCUAUUGGAGACCAAGACAUUGAAAUAGAAAUAGAAAGUGAAGGCUUCGAAGCCCUCGAACUAGACCAGAUGAUGCACUCACAUCAAGUCGAAUUUGAAGCACAACAAUCGUGUAUGAAAAGAUCUCAAGAAAUGAUAUUUACAAAAGAAGAAGUCACCCCUGAAAUUUCAACGUCAGAUUCAAAGAAACAACUUGAAGGUAAUAUCGAGAGCUUUGAAUCUAAAGAUGACCAAAUAAUAGCUUCUAGCUUGGAGGAAAGUAGCAUUUUAUCAAUGUCUAGUGCAUCUACAAUAAAUACGGUUGUGAAUAACUUUGAAGAUUUGAUUGGUUCAGCAGGUUCAUCAUCGUUAGCAGGCAUUGAAAUGUUCGGAUCAUUUAAUACAGAAGAAUCUAUUUUGCAAUUCGAUGACCCGAAUUAUGUAACCACUGAAGUAACUCCCAGUGAAAUAGAUCCCUUAGAUAAGGCCUCAAGCUCUGAAGAACCACGUCGCAGAGGGCAUAAGCGACAUGAGAGUACUUCAGUUAGUAAUGAGCUCGUAAAAAACUUACUGGAAGAAGAAUCUGAGAGCACAACGCUCAUAGAAAGCAAAGAACAAAAAACAGAUAGCUCUAGCGGUCUAGGUGGAAGCGAUGAUCCCAAAGGUAGUGGAUCAGAGUCCGAUCAUGAUCCAUAUGAAUCAGAAUACUCAAGAGCAUUUAAGUCUCCUUCUCAGAGAAAGAAAAAGAAAGAGAAAAAACCAACAGAUCCCUUAGAAGAAUGCCAAGAAAGUGUCUUGGGACCAUUGCACUUAGCUGCACAGACCAUUAUCGAAGAUGCUGUUACUGAAGAACUUGAAUCUCAAAUAAUUGCUGAAGAAGAAAGACGUCCAUCUCAAAAUAUGCAAGACUAUUCUAAAAUUCCAGACAUUACCGUCACGGAAGAAAUUUCCAAGUUCACAGAGGUACACGAUGAUUUUCCUGAUAGUACUUUGUACAAAGUAAAGACUCAAGAUGAAUUGAAUAAAGUUGAAGACACGCCGAUUCCACGAACAGUUGAAUCUGCAUAUUCCAUAGCCGAUGAACAAUUUAAUGUACUUGUUCAACAACAAUACAAGCAAAAACUAGCCGACUUAAACGAAGACAAUGACUUUGAUAACAGAGCACCUGAUUCGCCGGAUUCAUUUGAAAUGGUUGAUCAACCAGACCUUUCAGAUGAAUUUGUAAUAAUAGAAGAAGUAGCUAAGGAAGCAAGUGAGUUCGAUGUUGAAGGGAAAAGCAUAAAAAUUAGCUCAAGUAAAGCAAUUAAAAAGCACGAUGAAGAAGUAGAACAAAUUUUAAUAAAAUCAGCCCCAGCUGCUACGAAUUUGGGAUCACAAAUUUUCCGCGAUGACCUCAAUUUUGAAUUUGAAGAAAGCCCACCCUCAGCACAGUCGCAAGCUGAACAAGAAUCUGCUGAAAUGGCUGCAAAUAAGAAAUGGGUAGAAAUGCAGUUGUCUGAUCAUGCCGCCCAACUCCGAUAUCCCUACGAACUGGAAAGGGGGGUUCUGGAAGAUAUCAAAGAGGAAGACGCUGAAUUUGAAGUUGGAAGCAGUCGAAUAAGUAGUUUUAAGGAUUCAUUUUCAAGCACACCCGAUUAUGAUGUCCUAGCUGGAAGAAAAUACUUUUCAAAAGCCGAAAAUGAUAACAUUUCAAUGAGCAGUUUGCAAGAAUUUGAAAGCCUUGAACAAGCGAUAUCACUCGAAAACCGAAGAAUUUACCAUGGCUCAACGGAUUCAAGCAAUGGGAGUUUCACCAGACGAUAUACCAUCAAAAAUGCAUGUGGUGACGAUAUAUCUUUGUCGAGUUUAAAAGAAUUUGAGGGCUUAGAAAACGCAUGCAUCGAAGCUCAUUUGAUCGAAAUCAAAGCAAAAGAAGAAGCUGCUUUGCUUCUUUCUCGAUCAGAUGAAUCAAAUAAGUCUAACAAUGGAAGUGAAACCACCACCCAAAAUGUCGUUGUUUCCAAAUUAAAAACCAUCACCUUGCAGUCGAUACCAAAGGAGAGUGUUGAAGCUAUUCUGAAGUCGAAGCUUGAAGAAUGUGAAGACUCAAAGGCCAAUAUAAUGGAGACGUCUAUAGACAGUCUUGAGAUGGAAGGAGAAGCAUCUAGAAACAAAUUUGGAUAUGAAGUAUCCGAGCACGGAAGCGCUGAUAGUUUGGAAAUAAACAAGAGUGUAGAGCUCGUUACGAGUAGUAUAGACUCGUUCGAUAUAUCUAAGGAAAUUACAACAAAAUCUGAUGCCGACUCGCUCGAGCCAAUAUCAAAUCGAGAAAGUGUUGAUUCUAUUGAAGUAGAACAAAAACAACAAGCUUCAUUAACAGGCACCGGUACAGAACCCGAAAUCUCACCAAAUACCGCCGUAUCUGUAGCUGAGGAAACCUACCAGGCCACUAGUAGCGAAUUAGCAGCCCAAUUAAGCACGAGUAUCAGCAUUCCAGCGAAUUCGAGCCGAUUGUCUAUGGAUAUGUCGAAUGACUCUUUGAAUUUGUGCGUUGAACAAACGAGCUCGGCUGCCACCAAUGCAACAUAUUGUAAUGAAGGUGAUUCAAUGAUGUCAGACAGCAUGACAAGUUGUGCAUCUAGCACUCUUAUUGAAGACUCUGUUUUCCCUGUUGCGAAUCAAUCUUUUGCAUUGCAUUCACACACUGAAAAUUUUUAUUUUGAAGACGAAUCGCUCCCUGCGACCUAAAGAACUGUAGAUGAAAGCGGAAAAAAAUCUGAAACGAAACCAUAAAAAGGUACUUUACAUCAUUUUACAAUGAAGAACGUGAAACAUAGCUUUCUUAGAGAUUUUUGAUACGAUAAACAGCUGCACAAGCCACACAAUAAAAUAAAUUGGAAUCAAUACUCGAAUGAACCAUAAUGUUAAUUGAAAUUCCAGAAUACAUAUACCUACAUUUUUGUAAUAAUUUGUUUAUUUAAUUUUUGUAUUUUUAAAACAAUAUUGCUAAAGAUUUAUUGAUGAAACAAAAAAAAAAUGGAAUUAUCAUUUGUUAUAUGUAUUUACAAAUUAUUAAUUAUAAUUAUGAUCCCUCCUUAAGGUGUAUAUUUUUUUUUAAAACCUUCAAAUUAAGAAUUAAAAAAAUAAUUACCUGCCUAACAUUAUUUCUUUAGCUCAAAUUAGUUUACUUUGUGUCUGAAUUAGGGGAAAAAAACAAA